UGGGGACAGAGCAAGAUGGAGGACAGAGUCUGAGAGAAGUGACGCGUUAACGGGGAAGAAGAAGAGGACGAGUCCGGUUCUCCUGGACCCGGGACACCAGCUGGACCUCACCGACCAGGACCGCGACAAGGCCGGGAUGAAGGAGGAGAACCAGGACCCGGGUUUCAUCGACCCGGAUCCCGACCAGACCGGGAUGAAGGAGGAGCAGGACCCGGGUUUCAUCGACCCGGAUCCCGACAAGACCGGGAUGAAGGAGGAGGAGCAGGACCCGGGUUUCAUCGACCCGGAUCCCGACCAGACCGGGAUGAAGGAGGAGGAGCAGGACCCGGACUUCAUAGACCCAGACCACUACGAGAUUGUGAUGAAGGAGGAGAAUGAGGACCCGGAAUUCACCGACCAGACAUGGACGGAGGAGGAGAACCAGGAACCAGACCCCUACAACAUCGUGAUCAAGGAGGAGAACCAGUACCCGGAUUUAAUUGACCAGAUUGGGAUCAAGGAGGAGAACCAGGACCCGGGUUUCACCGAGCAGACCGGGCUGGAGGAGGAGAACCAGAACCCGGGUUUCACCGAGCAGACUGGGCUGGAGGAGGAGAACCAGGACCUGGGUUUCACCGAGCAGACCGGGCUGGAGGAGCAGAACCAGAACCCGGGUUUCACCGAGCAGACUGGGCUGGAGGAGGAGAACCAGGACCCGGGUUUCACCGAGCAGACCGGGCUGGAGGAGGAGAACCAGGAGCAGAGAACUGAGCCUGAUCCCGGUCUACAGAAACAGAGAGGCACAAAUGUCCGUCACAUCAAACAGAAGAAGUGCAGCUGUGGCGAGUGCGGGAAAACGUUCACAUCUUCAGGCAGUUUAACAAUCCACCUUCGCACAGUUCACAGUGGAGAGAGACGGUACAGCUGUGACCAGUGUGAGGACACGUUCACAAACUCCAGCUGUUUAAAAACGCACCGACACGUCCACACUGGAGAGAGACCGCACAGCUGCGACCAGUGUGGACGCUCGUUCACGACCGCCACUGGUUUAAAAACUCACCGCCGGCGGCACACCGGAGAGAAACCGUACAGCUGUGAGGAGUGUGGGAAAACGUUCAGGGCUUUAAGUACGGUGAGGAUCCAUCAGCUGAUUCAUAGCGGAGAGAAACUGCACAACUGUGAGGAGUGUGGAAAAUCUUUUCUGACGUCAAACAGACUUAAAACUCACAGACGCAUCCACACUGGAGACAAACCGUACAUGUGUGAACAGUGCGGAAAAAGCUUCACCAGGUCCAGUUAUCUAAAGAUCCACCAGCGUAUCCACACCGGGGAGCGGCCGUACAGCUGCGGCCAGUGUGGGGCAGCGUUCAGCACGUCACAUGGUCUCAAAACCCACGAGCGCAGCCACACUGGUGAGAGACCGUACAGCUGUGAGCAGUGUGGGGCAUGUUUCACCACGCCGACCGCUCUUAAAGGUCAUAAACGCAGGCACAGCGGGGAGAAGCUUUACAGCUGCACCCAGUGUGGGAAAGCAUUCACAGCGCUGGGUCAUUUGAUAAACCACCGCCGUCUUCACAGCGGAGAGAAACCGUACAACUGCGAUCUAUGUACGAAGUCUUUUGUGACUUCAACUCAGCUACAAACUCAUCGACGCAGCCACACCGGAGAGAAGCCAUACAGCUGCGACCAGUGCGGGAAAAGUUUCAGCAGGUCAGGUGAUCUGAAAAGCCACAAACGAAUUCACAGCGGAGACCGACCGUACAGCUGCGACCAGUGUGGGGCAGCAUUCAGCAGGUCCGACGUCCUGAAAACACACAAACGUGUUCACACGGGAGAGAGACCGUUCAGCUGCGAUGAGUGUGGGGCCAGUUUCACCAGAGCAGAUCAUCUGAAAAUCCACAGACGGGAUCACACCGGAGAGAAACCAUACGGCUGCAACCUUUGCAACAAAUCAUUCGCGUCUUCGAAACAACUACGUGUCCAUCAGAGGAGUCACAGCGCCGAGUCCAACCCAGAUUAAAAACCCUCCACCGUGUUCACGUGUUGGUUCUGGUUUCAACAUGGACUCAAUGGUUCAGAGACUCAUGGUCUUCAUCAUGUGGAGCAUGAUGGGUAAAGUCCUGGUAGCCAAUGAGGAGGCUCCGCCUAUUGCCGCCUCUGCUGACGGGUUAAUGAAUUACACAUAUGCAAGCAUGCAUUCGCUCAAAAUAGAAAAUAAUGUUUGACCUCAAAAAAAGAUGUUUCACAUGUUUUCAUGUUAAUCGGUCUCUCACGAGUUAUUCAAAUGUUCCGUUGUUUGACUAUGAAAACAAUGGAUGCUAGCAAGCAACGGCGUCCUGAGUGAAACAAACACAACAUCAAAGCUUCUGAGAAGCUGCGUGUGGAAGUAUUUUGGGUUCUACACUGUAGAUUACAACCUUUUUUCAUGAAUUGAAUAACUUUACAUUUCAAUCAUGUUUGAUGCGAACUUACUGAAAUUGAAAUAAACAUUGUGUGAUUCUGUUUUGACAGGAAACGUUACCACAGCACUGAGUCUUUUACUGUCUGAAUCCUCUGUUAUAAAUAAAGUCUUUUAAAGAAAAA
Messenger RNA from Hippoglossus stenolepis (Pacific halibut), 2562 nucleotides. RefSeq names its product zinc finger protein ZFP2. Gene Ontology annotation, molecular function: DNA-binding transcription factor activity; RNA polymerase II cis-regulatory region sequence-specific DNA binding. Lineage: Eukaryota; Metazoa; Chordata; Actinopteri; Pleuronectiformes; Pleuronectidae. The record is from RefSeq and is a predicted model, not a curated record. Gene Ontology annotation, biological process: regulation of transcription by RNA polymerase II. The transcript is spliced from 2 exons. The coding region runs from base 137 to 1999 and encodes 620 amino acids.